Molecule: messenger RNA, 542 nt
Organism: Achroia grisella
Lineage: Eukaryota; Metazoa; Arthropoda; Insecta; Lepidoptera; Pyralidae
Exons: 3
Coding region: 198-542 (114 amino acids)
Source: RefSeq, a predicted model, not a curated record
CUGAGAAAGUAAUUAAUUUCAGUCGUAUUCAGCACAUACAAUGGUACGCUGUGCUGUGAUUAUAAAUAAAUCUGUAUGAAAUUGGUGGCCAGUAACAAAUAGGUAGUGAUAUUAAACGGUUAUCUGUUUAGUUCGCGAUCGUGUUUGAAGGUUCUAGGGACUUCUUUAGUCUCUUUAUUUGUCUAUUAAAGACAACGAUGAGUAAGCAGGCUAUCGAAUUUGAAGAUGAAGAGUAUGUAGAUGUGCGAAGUCUCCCACUAAAACCGCCGCAGCCUGCACUCCUACCUGAACGGCCGUUGCGCCGUCCCUGGCAUCCAGUUAUGUGGGACGAUUCAAUAGCUGGGAAACCUGCUACAACGGACCAGUUGCAAACAGAGCAGCAACAAAUCGUAUCGCAUGAAUAUCCACACAAGCAGCGCAUCCGCAACCUUCGCAGGCUCAUAGCUGAGGGCAAAGUGAACCCUACUUCAGAGACGCUGAUAUUUUUCCUGUGCAAUAAGUUUGCUGUUUCAGAAGAACGGCAGAAUAAAGUAUCUGUUUGA